GACUGUUGAAUGAAAUUGGUUUUUAUGAAUUUUUGAUUGUGAGUAACAAACAAUUACAACAGUCUCAACAAAUUGCUUGGUAUACCCAUGGAUUUAAGUGUGGUUUUGUCAAAAGCCUGUACAGACGUUUUUCGAAUAAGUGUUGAUGAAGACUUUCGCAGAGAAUUCCUGAGUAUUCUUAAGGUUACUAAUGGAACUGAUGCCCAGGACGUUUUGGCAAAUAAAUUGAAAUCUCUGAGACAAAUACCUGCAAGAAUUGCCACAUCUAAUACUCCAACAGCAAGUGGCUCAAGCAGUUCCUGUGAAAAGAUUACAGGAGUUAUAACUGGCGAAGUGAAUGAUCUGGUUAAUGAACCAACUGUUAUUGCAAAUGGACUUCGAUUGAGCAAAACAUCAAAUAUCAGUGAAGCAAGCCAAACAAUCGUUCAAAAUGAGGAAGAGGAUGAGUUUGGAUUUCAGAACAUUGCAUACAGAGUUAUUGGGGCAGCCAUUUGUCAAGCUGCAGAUUCAGACCGAGUUGCUGAUUUGAACCGUCAAACCUCUGUUGAAUCAAACACUGAACUAAGCCGAUCCAUCCUUCAAGAAAACCAUGGAGCUAUUAAUACUUCUCAAAUGGAAAUUGAUAACACCUGUUCUCUUGUUGAGGUUGCACAGGUUCCCUCAAUCAAAACAGCUGGAAAUCCGCAAAAUAUUGUACUAGAACAUCAACAAGAUGAAUUAAUCAAGUCAAACCACACACCCACACUGGUAAAUGACGAUGAAGAGGACGAAUUUGGUUUCUGGGAUUUGGUCAAUGACAACUGUAUUUCAAAAGAGGUUGUACAGGUUCCCUCAAUCAAAACAGCUGGAAAUCCGCAAAACAUUGUACUAGAACAUCAACAGAAUGAAUCAUUCAAGUCAAACCACACACCUAGACUGGUGAAUGACGAUGAAGAGGACGAAUUUGGUUUCUGGGAUUUGAUCCAUGACAACUGUAUUUCAAAAGAGGAUGCAGGAACUACAGACAAUACAACUGAUCCAUUAGAUCCAGAACCUGAUAUUAGAGAACCGAAUAUGCAAAACAGUAAAGACAACAUUUCUAACAAUGCCUCACCAAAUUCGUCAUCACUUCAUAAUGAUGAUGAUGAUGAUGAUGAGUUUGGCUUCUGGGACCUCUAUCACAACACCAUAGACAUUAAAAACAGCAACCCGUCUGUUAAGAAGGUUGAUAUUUUUACAAAAAUGCCAAUGGAAAAUGGAAAGGUUUGCAGACUUGAAACCGAGGAACCUAGUAUGGCGAAACUGAGCCAACCCAGUCAAUCAAUACUCAAUAAUCAGGAGGAGGACGAAUUUGCUUGUUUUGGGAUUUGAUUGGUGACGACUGCGUGUCA
Macrosteles quadrilineatus (aster leafhopper) is the source of this 1370-nucleotide messenger RNA. RefSeq lists its product as uncharacterized. The transcript is spliced from 8 exons. The coding region runs from base 88 to 1350 and encodes 420 amino acids. Lineage: Eukaryota; Metazoa; Arthropoda; Insecta; Hemiptera; Cicadellidae. The record is from RefSeq and is a predicted model, not a curated record.